UUCUCUGUUUCGAAGCUCAGUUAGUACACAAUUAGAUUUUAAUGAAAUGAGCUUAUAUUUUAAGGUUGUAAGUAAUUUAUUGAGUUGACUGUUACUCCAGUUAUUUGUUACUUUCAUAAACGCUGCUAUUUCUGUUUAGCAACCAUUGUGCUGAAGUUGGUCAUUUUCUUUUUUAGAAUUCCGAUGAAAUUUCUAUGCGUCUUGAGCAUUCUUCUGUCCAAUACAUCUUUUUUAAUCAUGGUGUAUCCUCACUUUUAUUUGACAUCCCAAUACUUGCUCAACUCAGUUUAACAAAUUUGAUCCUAUUAUUUUUCAUGAUCAACUCUUCAUUAAAUUCUGAAAUGGACGAUUUUGAUGAUAAUGGAAAUAGGCUUGUCCGACGUAAAUGGUGCCCAUGGUCUUCAUGGAGUCCGUGCUCUCCAACUAAGUGCUUCAAAGGCUUUGUAAACAAGAAUCCUUCAUAUUGGUCGAACCGUGAAGAAUUCCAUGUCGUUGAUGACACACAGAUUACAAACUGUGUUCUACUACCAAAAAAUAAUACCAAAAAACCUAGCCGAGCAUAUGUACGACAGACAAUACAAGGUCAACAUAAAAUUCUUGUUCCUGAAAAACAACGUUUUCGUACCUGUGAUUGUCAGUCAGUUUCCUUACUGAAUGUAUUCCGUUUGGUUAGUCGGCAUGAAUGUUUUCCUGGUGAUACAGUAUUCGAAUGCAGUGAAUGUGAAUCAAAUGAAAAAAUACAUUUGAAUCGUGAUAACAGUGAUUCUGAUGCCAAUCUAAUUCCAUAUUGUUCAUAUGAACAAUCUAAUUUUCAAUUGUAUAAAAUAUUAGGUGGAAUUAUUGGAGCAAUUGGAAUUAUAUGUUUACUAGUAUGUUUAAUACGUUUCUUAGUUAAACAAAUCUGUGGCAAUCAACGGAUAAAUAAUCGAACUUCUUGUGGUGAUAGUGGUGGUGGUUCUGGUGCUAGUACAAAUACUAAUGGUAAUACUGCAUCAAAUCGAACUGGUCGAAGAAGAAAUCGUUCACCUCAGUUACAAAAUAAUCAUAGAGAUGAUGCUACAGAAUAUUUGCAUAAUGAUUAUAGCACAAGUGUAUAUCCUGUUGGUUUUGGUCUUUUUAAUAGUAUUAUCAAAAAGACCAAACAGAAUAUAACUGGACAGAUAACAGAAGUAGUUAUUCGAAUAAAACUUAGAUUUACCCCCUGCAUAUACAGAUGUUGUAAAACUAUCUGCCAUUGAAACCGAGUCUAACAACAAUAAUAAUAAUAACUCAACAAUACCGGAUGCAUUUCGUUUUAAUUUAUCACCAAAUGAACAAAUCACAAAUCCUUCUUUUUUAUCUAAAUCAUCCUCAAAUCAAACUGGUCGAUUCAAUUCUACAUUGUACACUAGUGAACAGAAUGCUACAUCAAGUCAAAUUUUAAAUGUAAAAUCAUCGAAUACAACACCACCUCCACCUAGUUAUGAAGAGAUUGUCGCAGCGACAAAUGCAAUGAAGACAAAUCGUGAAAAUGAUGAUUCAAUUAUGUCAGGGAAUGAAAUGAAUAUUGCUCAAGUUAGUCUUCAAACAGAAGAUACCGUUACUACUACUGCUGCUACUACUACUAAUAAUAAUAAUAAUAGUAAUACGAUUACAACUUACAGUGGUAGUAAUUUGAAUACUGAACGAACUGAGACUAAUCCCUCGUAAUUUCUGCAAAAAACUUUAAUGCUGAAAAUGUUUGUUUUUUUAAUUUGAUUUCUUCUGCCUCUUGUACUACUACUGUUGAUUCUUUUGCCAAUCUUGCUAUAAGUAGUAUCGGUUUUGUUUCUUCAAUAAAACAAUUCACUUAUUUGACAUAUGAAUUCUCAGUGCUUUUCGCUUAUUCCAGACAUUAAAUCUCUCCUUUUUUCCGUUUUUUCUUACCAUUUGAUCAUUCUUUUCAGUUUCUAUAUUCGCUUAACGAUUCAAUAAAUCAGAAUGAUUAUUACCUUCUCUUGCUCUAUUUCCCCACUCCUUAAGUAGAAAACUAUCUAUCAAAUUGAUACUCAAUGAUGAUCACUCUCUGUCUCGUAUUUAUCUAACAACAUACUAUUUCUGAUUGUAAAUGACAGUGUUGAUAAUAAUGAUGUUUGUUCAUAGGACCCUCCAUGAAUGAUAAGAAAAUUGAAAGGUUUAUUGAUAGGGAUUCCCGAUUCUAUUAUUUACUUUAUUAUUAUUACACUUUGUAUAGUUCAUAUUGUUUAUUUAAACAAGUCUUGUUCCUUGGGUUGUAUCUAUUCUUUUUUUUUAAAAAAUUUCGACUUUUCUCUAUUUAUGGUGUAUCUAUUGUGAUAUGGAGUGAGAGAUUCUCUUCUAGUUCUGGUCUUUCAAUCAUGAAAGAAAAUUGAUGGAUAAAAAUUAGGAAGAAGAAGAAGAAGUUAUAGAAUUUUAUGAAAAUGUAAGUUAUAGUUGGUUUUUGUAUAAUUGAUGAGAAAAAGAGUAAAACAUCAGGGGAGGGACAACUAAUGCACUGUAAUAUCUUACAUUUUUCAUAUUUUAUAUGCAUUACCCCAUACAUGCAUUUAUGUAUGUGUGUGUGUGUGUAUGUAUAAAACAGUCCUCACUAUCUUUUCUUUUUCAAUUCAUUCAUAUGUAUGUUCUCGUUUUGUGAUUUAUUAUUAUGAAGACAAUCAUGAAUGGAUUUGUCUCAUUAUAUAUGGCAAAAUCUGGUAUAUAUAUAUAUAUAUACUUGUAUCCAUGUCUACAUUUCUGGUCAGAGGCUGCUUAUUAUUGAAAACGUAUAAGGUGAAUUACAGUCAUUAUAAAAAAAUAAUAUUUUGUUACUGAGUAAAUUAGAGUUUUACUCAACUAUUGAUCAUAUUGUUUCACUUAGGUUACUUAGACUAGUAGUAAGAAACAGUUAAUUCACUAUACACUAACUGUUAUCAUUUGAAUAGUUGCACGAUGGUUGGCAGAUAAGUUAGAACCAGUGCGUCAAUGAUUAGCCACCUAUACACUAAAGGAUUCAUUUGUAUUUGCUGACAGCAUGAAUCACAUAAAUAUUGCUGGUAAGUUUUUGGUUUCUUUUGAUGUAACAUCAUUGUUUACAAAAAUACCACUUCUUGAAACCAUAGACAUAAUUUGUCAACAUUCUGACAUCCUACCUCUACCAGUACCAGAAUUCAAACGACUAUUACUCAUUUGUACAAAAGAUGUUCAGUUCCAGUUCAACGAUAUCAUAUACAAACAAAUCGACGGUGUAGCGAUGGGAAGUCCGUUAGGUCCUGUCCUAGCAGAUAUUUUCAUGGCUAACCUCGAAAGAACCAAACUCAAACGAGCGAUUGAUGAAAUGACGUAUUAUUCGAGGUAUGUUGAUGAUAUCUUCAUCGUAUGUAAUAAUAAACAACAUGCAAUAAAUCUGCUAGAGUUUUUCAACGAAGCACGUCCGAAUAUCCAUUUCACUAUGGAACAUGAAAAAGAAAACAAGUUCCAUUUUCUCGAUAUCGCGAUGAAAAGAAGAAAGGAUGGUACAGUUCAACGUUCAGUUUAUAAGAAAGACACAUGGAAUGGUAGUUAUCUUAAUUUCAAUAGCUUUUGUCCAAUCAGUUACAAAAAGGCACUGGUCAAAACACUGUUUCACAGAACAGAAAGAAUAUGUACUUCCGAUACACUAGAAGAGGAAGUUAUGAAUGUUAAAAAAUGUUUAAAGAAUAACGGAUACCCACUGAAAUUUAUUGAGAAAUACGGCAAAUGUGAAGAUAAAAAACCGAAAGAAAUUACAGCAAAUAAAAAGCCUAUUUUUAUUCAACUUCAAUUCAAAGGUGACGAUGUCACAGGAUCAAUCAAUAUGAGACUAAAAACUGCACUGACAAGAACGUAUCCUGCAGCGAAAUUGAUUGUCCUGACCAAAACAACAUGUUCUUUGACACAAUCAACAGUCGACAGGUAUCCCUUGCAUGUUACCACCAACUGUGUAUACAAAUUUACAUGUGCCUGCCAAAGCAGUUACAUUGGUAGAACAGAAAGGAGAGCCUACGUCCGAUUCAAAAAACAUAUUCCGAAAAGUUGAAGGUUAAAUGGAUUGAACGCAUUCAACAGUGCUAUCGCAAGACAUCUCCUUGAUACAGGACAUGAAGUUGAUAUACUGAAGUCCUUCAAGAUGAUUAACAAAUAAUCAAACACGAACCUUUUGAAAUUCGCUGAAGCGUUAACAAUCAAACGUUUAAAACCAGAUCUAUGUAUACAAAAAGAGACUAAUAAAUCUUUCUUUACCCUGGUAACAAUAACCCCCACUUUUUUGUUCAUUUAUUUCUAUUUAUUUAUUUAUUGCGUCAUUACUCCAACUCUUUUAAAUUACAUCAUACAUAAAUGAUUGAUUUCAAUUCAUAUUUUCUUUAUUACCAUUAAUCUAUUUUCAUGAGUUCUAAUCACUAUUUCAAUGUUCCAGAACUUUCCCUCUCUAACUUUAUUUAUUUAUUCGAAUCAAACAUUUUAUGACCUCAUUAACUCUAUUUGAAUCUUCACUACAUCAUGAUACACAUGUAUUGAUCCUUAAUCACCGUCGUAUGUAUAAAUAUGUCAAUAUCUGUAAUAAUUUCAAAUAAUUUAGGUUGUAAGCAACUGAUGAGAACCUAACGAAAUAAAAUGAAUAACAUAUUAUUCUGCACCAAUCUUUGUUCUUGCUCUAUUUAAGAUAACUAAUGUUUAUUUGAGUUCAUGAAUAAGAUUUUUUUAUAUUGAGAUCAUGAACCGGCCGUCCAGUGCUUCCAGGUUUCCAAUGGUGGUCUAACAUCAAUUGGUUUAUGAUUUCAAUCAAAAAAGACUUAACAAUCUCCACAACCCCUAAACUGAUAAGAUUAUUUGUAUUGAGCAGAAAAUUAUUGUAAUGUGACUAGAUAGUAGUAGAUCGAUUAUUAUCUUGAAGAAGGUUAGACAGGUUUGCUGAAUGAAACGUUGG
Messenger RNA from Schistosoma haematobium, 4918 nucleotides. Its product is annotated as mitotic spindle checkpoint protein Bub3. The coding region runs from base 195 to 1238 and encodes 347 amino acids. NCBI's taxonomy places the organism in Eukaryota, Metazoa, Platyhelminthes, Trematoda, Strigeidida, Schistosomatidae. The transcript is spliced from 4 exons. The record is from RefSeq and is a predicted model, not a curated record.